Molecule: messenger RNA, 3327 nt
Organism: Artibeus jamaicensis (Jamaican fruit-eating bat)
Lineage: Eukaryota; Metazoa; Chordata; Mammalia; Chiroptera; Phyllostomidae
Gene: SSUH2
Product: ssu-2 homolog
Exons: 12
Coding region: 44-1171 (375 amino acids)
Molecular function (GO): heat shock protein binding
Source: RefSeq, a predicted model, not a curated record
CCCACUGCAAGGGCAGAAACCUCUUCAGCUGGACGUCUGGACCAUGGACAGGGAUCAGAAUGAUGAGGACAGUGUCACGGACCUCAGCUUUGAGGCCGAGAGUCCCCUGGCGCCUCCAGCUGAACUCCUGGAGAGGCUUCCUAGCUAUGACUGCCUUUUCCAAGGAGGUGGACAACAGAUAUUCUUCCCACCUUUGGAGGCUCCACAGAGACCCCAGGAGCAAAGGUGCUGGUCUGCGUUCCUGGAACACAGAAUCCCUGUGGUGACGGAGGAGGUGGCGCGGGAAGCCCUCCUCAGCUUCGUGAAUUCCAAAUGCUGCUACGGCAGCUCGGCUGCCAGCAACUUCAUCAUCCAGGAGCUGAAGCAGCAGACCCUGUGCAGGUAUCGACUGGAGACGUUCAGCGAAUCCAGGAUAAGUGAAUGGACAUUUCAGCCCUUUACUAACCACUUAGUAGAUGGGCCACGAAGAGGGACCUCCCCCAGGCUUUGGGACUUCAAGGUCCAGGUCCCCCCGAUGUUUCAGGAAGACACCAGGAAGUUCCAGGUUCCUCACUCGUCAGUGGUCAAGGAGUGCCACAAAUGCCGCGGGCACGGGCGCUACAAGUGCAGCGGCUGCCACGGCGCCGGCAUGGUGAGGUGCCCUUCCUGCAGUGGAGCCAAGCGCAGAGCCAAGCAGCCCCGCAGGUGUCAGAUGUGCUCAGGGUCUGGCAGGCACAGGUGCAGCACGUGCUCAGGGAGGGGGAACAAGACCUGUGCCACCUGCAAGGGGGAAAAGAAACUGGUGCACUUUGUCCAGCUGGUCAUCAUGUGGAAGAACAGCCUGUUUGAGUUUGUGUCCGAGCACCGGCUGAACUGUCCCAUGGAGCUCCUAGCUAAAGCCAAAGGAGAAAACCUCUUUAAGGAUGAGAAUACGAUGGUGUAUCCCCUCAUCGACUUCCCCCUGCGGGAGAUCUCCCUGGCGUCGGAGCGGGGCAUUGCCCAGCACAGCGCUACCCUGGCCUCCAGAGCCCGUGUCCUUCAGCAGCGCCAGACCAUCGAGCUGGUCCCCCUCACAGAAGUCCGUUACUGGUACCGAGGAAAGACCAAUGUCUACUACAUCUACGGCACGGACCACAGGGUGUUCGUGGCGGACUACCCGGAGCGGUGUUGCUGCGGCUGCACCGUCCUCUGACCUGGCUCGGCAAGCCCCUCAGCCCGCCACUCACAUUCCGCAGGGAGGACCACCGAGGUCUCUGGGCUCACUCAUCACUGGCUGCGUGGGCAGUCUUUUACCGACCCUGGCGUGUCUGUCCUUCCAGAGAAUUCAUCUUAUCGUCUGUCAAGCCACAAGUCUUUCAGGAGCUCCUGUGGAGGAAUCCAUCAUGUGUUUAACCUACAAGAAUUCAACCUCACACAUUCCUUUAGGACAAAGCAUUUAAAUGGCAGGGGCAGAAAGCAAAGAUUAAUACCUCCAUUGAGCGUGUGGUUUGAUUUUGCUUUUCGCUGGGUCAGUCUCGGCUCCGGGGGUCUCUUGUAGUGGGAGCCUUUUGUGCAGCUGAGCAUCACUGAAAUGUUUAAAGACGCGCACGGAUGGGCUCCCGUAGGGCACGCCAGAUACCGCGUGAGGCACCUUUCUGUCCCGAAAUCUGACUUCCUGCUCUGUGGUCAGGAAUUCAGACCCGGCCAGGGGGAGGGUCUGUCUCCACUCCGCGAUGUCCGGGGCCUCACCUGGAGGAUGCGAAGGCUGGGAGGGCUCAAGUGUGUGGGGCUGAAAUCACACCUGAAGGCUGGUUUGCCCAGAGAUCUGGUGGUUGACGGUGGCUGUCGGCUGGGACCUCCACAAGGGCCGGGGCACCUAACGUGGCCUCUCCAGGCAGCGGGGCUUCCUCGCACACGGCAGCUGUAGGGGAGAGUGCCCCCACACAUGUCGUGACCAGAGAAACAGAGAUCUGUUUCCCGAGAUGAGAAAAGCCUGCUGUGUUGGAUGGAUGAGGGUCUGCGUGCUGAUCUCUAACAUGGUGCCUAUGCAGGGGGAGAUUUGGGAGAGUGAUUUUUAAAUAUAUGCAGGUUCUUACAUCACAUGCCAACCUGAGGACCUGCCCACCGAGUAGGACCAGUGCACCCAGUCAUGUGCGGGAGCUCCCACCUGGUGCAGCCGGGCUGGGUGGGUGCCCAGUCAGCUUUGGAAGGGGUGGUACGGGGGCCGGCUGGGUCACUGUGCACCUGGCAGUGGGUAACCAGAGGCCCCUGUCAUUUUACUAUGCCUCCCCGCGACCCUCAAGGGGAUUGCUGCACCCCGAGAGGGCCGGUCUGUACUCUCACUUAACUCCCAAGUCCUGCCUCCAGCCCUGUUUCUCCUGGGUGGGAGGACAAGACCUGGUUGGGGGAGGCCAUUCCCCAGGGCAUCGUGGGCAAAUGAUAUGCAAAUGAGCACUUGCAUUAGCACCUGCCCCUCCUACUCCUGGUAUCAGUCUUCUGUUCAGGGUGUUCGUGUUCCUACACACUGGGCGUGGGGGGCUGGCUAACAGGAGGUGCAGGGCCCAGGGUGUGUCUGGCUCCCCUGGGGCUGCAGGAAGACCAGGGAAACUUGACUGAGAAGCGAAGGGACUGGUCCCUGGAGACUCUGAGAUGCCUGAGCCCCUCAAAUGGUGUGGUUGCUGCCCCCGGCCAAUGCCACAGGCUCUGCAUGCGGGGAGACCAAGGGCAGGACAAGGUACAGCCUUGGGUUGGGGUGCCCUCUGGACCCUGGGGACAGAGACCGGUGGUGGCAGAGGACACAGGGAGGGUUGCCCAAGGCUUCCCACUUCCUCUUCCUCCUGAACUCUGUGUGCCCCAGUCUGGGGGUUCCUGCUCUGGUCAACAAGGGAGGCCACCCUCCCUUCCCUGGCGUCCACUUGGCCGGCCUCCUCAGUUCUCAAAGGGGAUGCUUCUGCCCCCGGGGGCCUUGUGCAAACGGAGGGGACAAGUUUGGAAGUGACGGGUUGGAAGUGAUGCUAUGGCAUUUGGUGGGUGGAGUCCAGGAAAGUCGACGUCCAGCAGUGCCUGGGGACGUCCUCACAAUGAAGCACCAUUCCAGGUCUCACAGGACUUGCGGCUGGAAGCCGACAUGGCUGUCGGACAUGGGCAAACCCUCUCCAGUUACUACAGAACUGACUUAUAUUCAGGGCUAGCCUCCAUCCUGCUUUCCCUCUGUGUCUUGUUUGGAAUGGCUUCUGACCCUCUCGCUUCUCCUUCAUCCAAACCUGCAGCUGCCUGGGCUGCACUGGGGUCCCUUCGUGCUGCCGUGCCUCAGUGUCCGCAGAUUGAAAUACGUGGGUAAUAAACUACUUUCUUCUCGUUUGUCCUUUA